CGUGGAGAAGAGACUCAUCAUCGACUAGGGUUUUAUUCAAUUUUAUUGUUUAAACUUCUUCAUCGUAGCGCCGCUCCUCUCUUGUCCAGAUCCAACAAUGGCACCCAAGAAAGACAAAGUUCCUCCUCCUUCCUCCAAGCCCGCCAAAUCUGGUGGCGGCAAGCAAAAGAAGAAGAAGUGGAGCAAAGGAAAGCAAAAGGAGAAAGUGAACAACAUGGUUCUGUUCGACCAAGCAACUUACGACAAGCUUCUCUCUGAAGCUCCCAAGUUCAAAUUGAUCACUCCUUCUAUCCUCUCUGACCGUUUGAGGAUCAAUGGAUCGCUUGCUAGGAGGGCAAUUAGAGAAUUGAUGGCUAAGGGAACGAUCAGGAUGGUCUCUGCUCACUCAAGCCAACAGAUCUACACUAGGGCAACCCACGGCUAGCUUCCCAAGAAUGUUGUUGCUGUUUAUCUAUCUUUUAUCCAAUGUCUCUAUGGACCAUUAUCUUUCUAGAGUGCACCUUUUUUUGCUGACAUUGGAGUAUACUACUUUAAUCUGAUGAGAUUUUGGAGAUCAAAAGAUUGUUUUGGGGCA
Capsella rubella is the source of this 574-nucleotide messenger RNA. Its product is annotated as 40S ribosomal protein S25-3. The record is from RefSeq and is a predicted model, not a curated record. Gene Ontology annotation, cellular component: cytosolic small ribosomal subunit. Bases 98 to 424 code for a protein of 108 amino acids. Gene Ontology annotation, molecular function: structural constituent of ribosome. NCBI's taxonomy places the organism in Eukaryota, Viridiplantae, Streptophyta, Magnoliopsida, Brassicales, Brassicaceae. The transcript has 4 exons.